UAGCCAAAAGUACAACUUUUUAUCCACACAAAAUUAGUACAACAAGUACAAAUUAGUACAACGAGUACGAUGAAAACACGUAAUCAAAUCUAGAUUCCAAACAUAUAUGUUUUACUCUAGGUUCAUGAACCUUGAGUUGGCAUUGACACAUUUUCUCUAGAAUGUUCUUACCUUUCUUUAUAUAUAUCAAAUCAAAUCUUGCUGAAAAAUAAAAGCGCAAAUCAAAAUCUAGUUUUUUUCCAAUCGUUUCUCGCUUCCGUAGAGUUUUUUUUUAUGGUAUCAAAGUCAUGGAUUGUUCUUUUGAUCCUGUUUUUGCUUAAACAAUAAGCAUUUCUUAGUAAAAACUUAGAUUUUUUUUUUUGAAGGAUUGUUAUUCUCUUGCAUUUGUUUCUCUUAACUAAUUUAGAUUUUUGACAGACCAUCAGCUAAAAACAAAAUCUGCGCUUUAAAGUAUUCAAUCUCAAUAGUUAAUGUUUUUUUUUGUUGGUAAGAUUUGAUCUAUGCAAACCACUUCUUGGGUUAAGAAGAUCCUCGAAUAGUAUUGCAUUUAACUGAAGGAUUUUACUAGCAACAAUAAUUGAUAAAGUAAAAAGUUUUCGAAAUUGAGGGGCCAUGAAUAAGGACAUGAUCAGUCACCUGCCUGAAGAUCUGAUUCGUAAAAUAUUAUCCUUUCUUCCCACAAAAACCGCUAUAGCCACAAGUCUUUUGUCUAAACAAUGGCGGUCUCAUUGGAUGUCGGCACCAAAACUGAGGUUCGAUUCUGAGGAUUAUGAAAAUGAACACGACGAAAAUUUUUCAAAGAUUGUGUCCGAGUCCUUCCUAUCACAUAAGGCUCCGGUUCUAGAGAGUUUUCACCUCAGGUUUGGAUUAGAUAAAGUUGAUCCUAUAGAUGUUGGAUUCUGGAUUGGAAUUGCUUUUGCUAGACAGUUGCGUAAACUGGUACUCGAUUUUCUCGAGCUACAAGAGAGCUUCAUAUUUCCAAGUAGCUUGUGUACUUGUAAAACACUUGAGACUUUGAAGCUCAGGAAUCAGAUUCUUCUUGAUAUCUCUUCACCAGCUUCUAUGAAGUCUCUUAAAAAGCUGCAUCUUAGUUAUGUGUUUUACAAAGACGAUGAAACUAUCAAUAACCUUUUAUCUGGUUGCCCUAGUCUUGAAGAAUUGAUUGUGGAUCGAAGUGACGAACAUACUGUUGAGUUUUUCACUAUUAACGUCCCUUCUUUGCUGAGAUUAACCAUUUAUGAUGACAAUAGUGAAAAAGAGUUUCUCGGAUAUUUGAUAGAGGCUCCUUCUCUGAAAUACUUAGAGAUUGAUGAGUUAAGAUGCAAGUUGUUUCUUCUAGAAGCGCCGGAGCUGGUGGAGGCAAACAUCUAUGGAGUUCCUGCAAUAAUCAGUAGCGAAUUUCAUGUAUCUCUCACUUCAGUCAAACGUCUUGUCUUGGAUGUAUCACCCUUGAAGACUAUAUACCCUCCUAUUGGAGAUAUCUUCAAUCAACUGGUGUAUCUAGAGAUGUAUACACGUGAAGCAUUGUGGUGGGAUCUACUUCGUAGGAUGCUCGAACAUUCUCCUAAACUACAAGUCUUGAAGCUCGUUGAUGAAUAUAGGAUUAAUCCUGACUAUCGUGUGUGCGGCAGGGAAUGGAAAAAGCCAAAGUAUCUACCUAAAUGUUUGUUGUCACAUCUCGAGACAUUUGUGUGGACAAGAUAUGAUGCGAGAAGAGAAAAUGAAGAAGAAGUGGCUACGUAUAUCCUAAAGAACGCAAAACAGUUGAAGAGUGCAAAUUUCUCCGCAAAUCCCAUUAAACCGAAAGAGCUGAGGAAGUUGGCUGAGAGACGUGAGAUGUUCAGAAAAUUGGAUGGUGUGGUCAAGGCUUCAACUUCGUGCCACCUUGUGUUCAAAUAGGGAUGAUUUUAUUAUGUAGUAGACUCUAUUUAGGUAGAGGACGAAGCCGCUACAAUCCUUUACUAAUUAUUAGUGAUUUCAUCAACUCUCCAAAACAAAAAUUCAGUUUUAAGCAUUAUGUUUCUAUCUUUUUUCUCCAAUGAUUUGUGUAUGACAAAGGCUUACUUUAGUAGUCGGUAUGAGUGAAUAAUCGCCAUUGCUGUCGUGCGCAAGGCUAUUUCAGAAGAUGAAAUUAAUGAAGAUGGUUUCUUUUUCUAUGUAUCAA
This is a messenger RNA of Brassica rapa (field mustard), 2164 nucleotides long. RefSeq names its product F-box/FBD/LRR-repeat protein At4g00160. Gene Ontology annotation, molecular function: protein binding. The record is from RefSeq and is a predicted model, not a curated record. Lineage: Eukaryota; Viridiplantae; Streptophyta; Magnoliopsida; Brassicales; Brassicaceae.